GACGCGAGGGCGGUGCUGAGCGGCCUGCUCCAGCUGGAGCCCGGCGGCCGGUCGGGCCUCGAGCUCGUCCAGGGCCACCGGUGGCUGCAGCCGCGUGCCGACGGGCCGCAGGCCCCGGCCACGAGCCCCGCAGGCGGCGACGCUGCCCCGCGGGGCGACGCCAGCGACGUCCGAGGCCAGCCGCCCAAGCGCCAGCGCACCAGCGGCCCCGACGCGGCCGCCGCCGCCGGCGCGGCGGCCGAGGAGGAGGAGGAGGAGCGGCGGCGGGGCGGCGGGGCGGCCGCCGCAGAGACCGGG
This is a messenger RNA of Prorocentrum cordatum, 297 nucleotides long. The record is from the annotation of a GenBank genome assembly. Lineage: Eukaryota; Dinophyceae; Prorocentrales; Prorocentraceae.